Molecule: messenger RNA, 1536 nt
Organism: Aphis gossypii (cotton aphid)
Lineage: Eukaryota; Metazoa; Arthropoda; Insecta; Hemiptera; Aphididae
Product: GPN-loop GTPase 1
Exons: 5
Coding region: 192-1256 (354 amino acids)
Molecular function (GO): GTPase activity
Source: RefSeq, a predicted model, not a curated record
UACUAACAUUUAUAUUGCAUUUAUAUUUUAUAAUUUAUUGUUAAUUGUUAAUUAGAGUCGUGCAGACGUGAAGUCACAGAUAUAGAUAAUCUAUAUCUGUGCGUGAAGUGUACUUCAUAAAUUCAUAUUUCAUGGACUACAUUAUUCCAAUUUCAAAUUAAACAAACGUUUUAUAAUAAAUAAUUUGAAAUAUGGAUUGCGACGAAGGAACACCAUCCAGUAACAAUGCUAUUGAAGAUAAAACUGAAUAUGAGGCUUUUAAAUCUCCAGUUUGUCUCAUAGUGUUGGGUAUGGCUGGCUCAGGAAAAACAACAUUUGUUUCAAAACUCAAUUCAUACCUAAAGCAAUACAAAAGAGCCCCAUAUUUAAUAAAUCUCGACCCAGCUUGUAAAAACAUGCCAUACACGCCAAAUAUAGAUAUUAGAGAUUCUGUGAAAUAUAAACAAGUGAUGAAGAAUUACGGUUUGGGUCCUAAUGGUGCAAUUGUAACCUCAUUAAAUUUAUAUACCACUAAAUUUCAUCAGUUAAUGGAUCUCUUAGGAAAAGUAAAUGUUGAAAAUAGUCAUGAUAUAGCUGUUAUAGACACACCUGGACAAAUUGAAGUUUUUACAUGGUCAGCAUCAGGUCAAAUACUUACUGAAAGUCUUGCAUCAACAUUCCCAACAAUUGUAGUUUAUGUUAUGGAUCUAGAAAGAAGUACUAGUCCAAUAACAUUUAUGUCAAACAUGUUAUAUGCAUGCUCUGUAUUAUACAAAACCAAACUACCAUUUAUUGUAGUUUUAAAUAAGUGUGAUAUUGUAGAUCCAACUUAUGCAAUUGAGUGGAUGCAUGAUUUUGAAACAUUUUGUGAUGCUUUAGAAAAUGAAUCAUCAUACAUGUCAAAUUUGACUCGUACAAUGGCAUUAACUUUGGAUGAAUUUUAUAAUGAACUAAAAUGUGUACCAGUAUCUUCAUUUACAGGCCAUAAUUUUGAUGAAUUUUUUAAAAUGGUUGAUGUAGCAGCUGAUGAGUUUCAAAAGGAAUAUCGUGUUGAAUGGGAUAAAUUACGUAAAGAAAAAUUGCAAACUGAAAUAUCUCAACUCAACAAAAAAUUGGAUGAUUUAGCUGUUAGUAGUGGCAAAGGAGAACAAGUGCCUUUAUUCACCUCAAUCAGUGCUGGUCGUGAGAUUUCUGAUAUUUAUUUAGCACCAAAUGCUGAUGAAAUGUCAGGAGACAGUGAAGGAGAAGAAGUGCCAGGUUUCAAUGUCAAUGAUUGAAUAAGUUAUAAGGUUCCUUUUGAAAAACAACCCAUUAUGAAGAUGAAAUUUCAAUAUCUGAAUAAUUACAUAUUAUUUGUUAGUGGAUAUAUUCAAUAUUGUUAAAAUAAUUUUUAUAAAUGUAAAAUCAUUUAAAGACAAAUAAAAAUCAUGUUUUUAUCAAUAAUUAUAAUAAAAUACAUUAUUAUAAUACAUAAAUAUUUGUAACGACAAAACAGUUUUUAUUUAAAUUAAAAAUUUAUUUUUAUUAGAAUAUUAAAUUAUAUUGUUAACAUUGAAA